Labrus bergylta (ballan wrasse) is the source of this 6130-nucleotide messenger RNA. The record is from RefSeq and is a predicted model, not a curated record. Lineage: Eukaryota; Metazoa; Chordata; Actinopteri; Labriformes; Labridae.
UGUUACCCAUAAUACAUUGCUACUGUCUCCUGCCUGAGUGACCACUGCUGUCAAAAUCGCUCGCACCUGAUGCCAACUUUAGAUGAGAGGAAACAACUUUUGCUGUUUGUUUGUUGAUAUAACAUUUUAAUCUAAUUGUAAAGCAUAGUUGCCUUGUGUCAGUUGAUUGUAUACUGCAUUAGAUUCAGGAAUCACACACAGAGACACUUGCAAAUAGAAAUUCUGAGGGAUUGAGUGUGUGUACUUUACUUUUUAUUUUAUUUUAUAUUUUUACAGCACCUCCAAAUGGAGAUAUGACAUUAAAAUAGAGUGGAUGUCUUCAUAACUGUGUUACCUAGCUUGUUGCACUUCAACAGUACUCCUCCUUUUAUUUGUAAGAAGAGAAGAAAAUCAAUACUGUGCUCAAAAGAGAGGCAGUUCAUCCUGUUAAGAGUCACUCCACUAUUGGCAGAAUUUUUCGAUGUUGUGAUUUAUUGUCAUUGCUGUUAUUUGUCCGACACAGAAAAGAAAAGAAGUACAAGCACAAGUGGAAUACAGGAGAGUCAGUCAACAUGUUAUUUUCUUUUAGGGCAGCACGGUGGUCUUUAUAAGAACUCAGACAUCUGUAAGCAGCACUCUCUUACAGGAGGAGCAGAAACUGAACAGGAAAUCUGAAUCUCUAUUACAAACACAACGGCCAUGUCAUUGCUGCAUAAACAGACUUGGAGGUAUUUAUUAAAUCAAUAACAGUUUUAGAUAUAGGAAAAGAGUAUUUAAAUAUACAAACGUGAAUUUCACGCAGGAAGCCUUAAAAUGUAUUCUUAUCUUUUCUGUCUCACUUGGUGGCAACUGUGACAUCUGAUACGGCUUUAAAAGGGCUGAUCUCUCUCUCUCUGUCUGUUGUGGAAACUUGAAUGGAAUUAAGCAUCCUAAGCCUGUAAGCAGGGCCCAUGUUGUUCAUGAUUUGUAAAGAAUCUUAAUUAUAGAAGACAAUCAGAUAACUUCAACUUGCUAAAUAUACUCAGAAUUAUUCUAUUAAUCACAGUCAAAGUGACACAUCUGAAAGUACUCCUAAUAGUACAUUCAGUAUGUAUUAUCUCAUACAGUAAACCACUGUUCUUGUGUGUGUGUGUGGGGGGGGUGUUAUUGUUUAUUCGAAAUAAAGACUUCAAUCAAUCAAUAUUCACGUUAACCUUUCUAAGCGUCUCUUGAAGAGUUACAGUGUUGACCACUUGUAUAACUGUUCAAAGCCAUAAUCUGUUAAAAUCAUACAUGUUCCACCCAAUACACUGCUAUUAGUUAGCAGGAAGUUGAUUAGGAAGGAGUAUCCAUUGUUUAAUUGAACAUUUUUGAGUCACAUUAAUGAUUUAUAUGAAUUCAUAUUCCAUGGGUAAAAAGGAAGUAUCAUGAUGGGAUGGUUUUUUUUGUUUCAGCAAUGCAAUAAAUGCCAUGCCCACUAGAUGGCAAAGUCAUCCACACCCUAAAAUAUGAAUGGUACAUGUCUUUAACAGUCAGAAUUGUGAAGGCAGGCUGCCUGAAACAACCCUCAGUAUCCUUUUUUGAAUUAGUUUUCUUGUAUUUGUCUACACCUUUUUUUGUUUACAUGUGAUUUUUUUUGGAUUGUGAUUGUUUUUCUUUUCAUUAGUACUACAGUAGAGGCAGCUAAAUAUGUGCAGCACUGGAGUCCAUUACAAUUGUGCUUAAUGGCAAAAACAUUUAGGUUUGGUAUAUGGUUUGUUGAGUAUGUAUGGUGAGGUAUAAUGAAUUUGGUAUGGUGAUGUAUGGUAUAGUGAGGUAUAGUAUAGUGAGGUAUGGUUUGUUAUCAUUAUUCAGCAGCACCACAAACUAUCCUUCACCCCACCCGUCAUUGACUCUUCAAGUAUUUUUUAAGCACUGUGUAGCCUCGUUCCCAAUUUCAACCUCUGCCAAUUCCUGCUUGCAAUUAGCUUAAACCACAAACAUUCAUUUGUUCCUUAUUGGAUUUGGUAACGAGGAUCCAAAGACUGAAGAAUGAUUUUGAACCUUGUAGUGUCAUAAAGCUGUGAGCUCCUAUAGUCUGUUAAGAAGCAUUCAGCAGGAACAAUGUUCAGGAUCUACGGUUCAAAGAGCAAAUCUGAAUCUUGAUCUCUACUAACCACUGUCUGAUGUUUCUCUUUCAGUAAGAUACCAUGAUGUGCGGUGUAUAGCAAACAUCCAAAUGAAACCCCCUCUGUGGUCAGCUCGCUGCCUUGAGACUUGAAGAGUGAGGCAGUGUUGGCCUGUGUUCAUGAGUGAGAAAAAAAAAAGUUGUUCCCUCUUAACAAACACUGACAGAUGUGGGCCACAGCAGGGGGAGGGGUCUAUGAACAAACAAAGCAGAUAAUGGCUGUGCUCUUAAGGUAGACAUUUUUUUUAUUAACCUUAUGCUUCUCAGCAUAGUAUUAUUCUAUUAUUCUCCUCUUGUUUUUGCUCUGCAAAUUCUAACAAAGAGGAGAGGUAUUGCACAUUUUGCAGUAUUGGCUCACUGAAUCAGUCCCAGGGCCGUUGCUGUUUUGUAAUCAAGGAGUUUUUUUUUUUUUAUCAGUCUUUAUUUGAAAGCUGCAAAGUGAAAGUGAAAGUGGCCGGUUAAAUUGCACAUGUGCUACCCAGAAAUGACUUUUUCUUUUACUUUUACCAGGUCCUUAUUGUUUCAUUCUUCAUAAAGUUUGGCAGCAUAUUGUAUCUCAUCAAGUAAAAUGUUCUGGAAGGUCCCAUGUCACUAAAAUAUACUUAAAAUGUAUUCUAUUGGUUUACUUUAUUUAAUAUUUUGCCCCCCUGGAAAAGAAAGAAAGAUAUGUACUGCUGAUGCUAUCAAAGGACAGUCAUUCUGUAUUGAGCCUAUGUUCUAAAGCUAUUAAUGUCAUUGUGAUGUAACCUAAUUAACAAUUGGAAUUAAUCAAGACUGUUUUUCAUGUUUCUCCUUAAACUUGUAGCUUUACAUUGCAUAGUGUUUGACAUCACAUUUAACCUUUUAAUGAAGCAGCCUAUAUUGUUUAUCCUUAUCAGUAUCUACUUUGAUCAUUUGACUUUUCUUAAAAUUUUAAUACAUUCUUCUUUUUAUAUAUUAUUAUAUCCAAUGGCCUAUGCACGUUUUUCCAAGUAAUUUUGUGGGCUUUAAAAAAAAAUAAAAAAAAUAACCGUCUAUAAAAAUAGACUGCGCAUGACACUAGAAUAAGAUUGUUAACAUUUCGGCCUACUAUUGAACAACAGACAUAACAUGAACAUCACAUAGUUCAUCUCAUGUCUCUGAACGAUGUCUGACUGAACCACCGGAGGGUUUCUCUCUUCUCCCAUCGCUUAUUUUGUGACUGCAGAUUCUGCGUUGCUGCUGCUCAUACGCAAUCCCUGGAUAGGUGGUUGCCAUGGUUUCCUGGGUCACAUGCGUGGGUUUCCUGUAGCCAGAAGCAGCAAGAAGAUGCUCGGACCAAAAAACCCAGAGCCAUUUUCAUUGAAGAAAAAGAGAGGACCCGCUCACUGACUGCGUGUCCAGUUUCACACGCCGGUCUGUUCAUUUCGACUAGAAUUUCUUUUUCUCAGUCUCAUCUUUAAACUCGUCGCUAACCGGUUUAGUCCACAUUCAUUAGACUGAUAACAGGAAUGAGUAUAGAAAUUCCUGAAGGACUGACGGAGCUGUUACAGAGCUUUACCGUGGAAGUGUUGAGGAAUCAGCCAAGGGAUUUGCUCGAGUUUGCCUUGCAGUACUUCACCCAGCUGAAGGAAAAAGAGACCAAAGAGGCCUCGUUUGGCAAUGACCAAAAUUCGGCCCCGAGACUGGGAAAAGCUGUCAAUUUCAUUGACGAAGCCAUGCAGAUCGAUUCGGAAAACGGAGAGGAGGACGACGACGACGACGAGGAAUUCAUAGCCCCGGUUAUAAACAGAUUCAUCAGAAGAGCAUCAGUGUGCGCUGAAGCGUUCAACCCUGAUGAAGAUGAGGAGGAAAAAGAGCCAUGGAUCACCCACCCAAAAACCGAUGAGCAGAGACAGAGGCUACAGGAAGCAUGUAGGGACAUUCUUCUGUUCAAGAAUUUGGAUCCAGAACAGAUGUCUCAGGUGCUGGAUGCCAUGUUUGAGAAGUUCUGCACUGAAGGGGAGCACAUCAUUGAUCAAGAUGACGAUGGGGACAACUUUUAUGUUAUAGAGAGCGGGACAUUUAAUAUUUUCGUAAUGGUUGAUGGCAUGGAAAAGCUGGUAGGUUGCUAUGACAACAAAGGCAGCUUCGGAGAGCUGGCACUGAUGUACAACACCCCCAGGGCUGCCACGAUAAUCGCCACCUCGCCUGGAGCCCUUUGGUGCAUGGAUCGUCUGACAUUCAGGAGGAUCAUUGUGAAGAACAAUGCCAAGAAGAGGAGGCUGUAUGAGGCGUUCAUUGAAACACUACCACUGCUUAUGUCAUUAGAGCUCUCAGAGAGAAUGAAGGUAGUAGACGUAUUAUCUACCAAGGCGUAUUGUGAUGCACAGCAAAUCAUUGCUCAGGGUGAUUUAGCAGAUUGCUUCUACAUUGUCGAGUCCGGCCAGGUUAGAAUCACCAUGAGAAGAAGCAGGACGAAAAAAGACCAGGAGGAGGAGGAGGAGGUGGACAUCGCCACAUGCUCUAGGGGCCAGUAUUUUGGAGAGUUGGCGCUCGUCACGAACAAACCAAGAGCUGCAUCUGCCUAUGCUGUGGGGAGCGUUAAAUGCCUCGUCUUGGACGUUAAAGCCUUCGAGAGGUUGCUGGGCCCCUGCAUGGACAUCAUGAAGAGAAACAUAGCUAACUAUGAGGAGCAGCUGGUCACCUUGUUUGGAAGUAGCACUGAGAUCGAGCAACAAAGUGCAUGAGAAGACUCCAAUGGACCAUGAAUUGAAUGGAUGAAAACAAAUUUUAUCAAUAUCAUUUUCUUACAAGAAAUGUGAAUAUUCACCACAACAUUUGUGUGUCAGAUAAAUAAGUCCGAUCCACCAUUAUGAGACAAAGGUUUAUUAUAGGAGAGUUUGCCACCGAGUGAGGAAGCCAAGAGUUGCUUAAAGCUUGUUUAAAUUGGAGUUAUCACAACUAAAACCUUAAAAAUGUAACUGUACAUUCACUCUUCAUCGUCAUAUAUAAUAUUUGUCAGUUGAACACUUUUUUACUCUCACGUUUUUCUCUGCUGUGUUAUAGUUAUACCUACAGUAUUAUAUCAUUUGUACAUUUCUAAACAUUGUCUGCCAAAAUCAGAUGCCAAAGCUAAUUUCCUACAGGAUAGUUGUGAGCAAAGAUGUCACCUUCUCUUCACCUUCUCUUCUCUGGCAUGAUCACCAACUCCUGCAGAAUAAGGUGCACUGGCACAUUCAUACAAAGCCCCAAUGUGAGAAAGUGUAGACAAUUUGCAAAGAAAGGCCUCUGGAUUCUGUUUUUGAAAAAAACAUCUUUUACAUUUUGAUCUCAUCGGAAUGUAGACUUGGCAGUACUCGAGCAUUUUUGCUGAAUACUUUUUUGUCUGUCAUAAGAUUUGAACUGAUGGACACAUGUUCAUACACUGUAUAUCAUUGUUGGUCAGUGUUUGUGGCUGUUAGCCGUAUACUAUGCCUUUGCAAAAAAGAAAAAAAAGAAGAAAAAUAAAGAAGAAAAAACUCAGAACAGACUUCAGAAAGAUAGCUGAUAGUUUUGUAAGACUAUACAACAUAUUGCUGUACAAUAUGAGUAUUAACUGUUAUUAUAUAGGCCCACUUAUAAUUCCAUAAGUUGCCCCAUAGACUGUUGUCUUUAUUGGCAAUGUCUUGAGACAUUUGCUUUCCCUGUGUUUGAAUGUAAAAUUUCAGUCAUUCUGUUUUUGUGUCAGUGAAACAUAAAUGAUGAUUAUGACAUCCAUUAUUGCUGCCUACCUCUGCCAACAACAUUUACUGUUUGGAAACACGUAUUCUGUUGUUCCCUCGCAACAGUGGUCAAAAGUGGGCCUUCUCUGCUCCCUUCUUCUCUCUCUGUUUAAAAUUAAUAAUGAAGUAUUCUGUAUUUCUGUAAGCUGGAUAGAGCUGUUGUUUGAAAAUUGAUAUUCUGAAUUUACCCCCCCCCCUCCACCCCUUCCUGCAAAUAUGACUGGUAACUUUUGAAGGCAACACAUAAAGCUAGCUGGAAGAACUGUAUGUUUCAUUUUUCAUGUCAAUAAAGAGCCUUUUUGUA